AUGCGUCCAGAGUUCAUAGUCUCGGCUCUUGCCGCAGCCCAGGGGGCCGCGGGCCGCACCAUUGCUACUCGUCAAGUAUCCGGAGUCUUGGACUCCCCCGAGCAGUUCGCGCUGUUCGCGCAGUAUUCCUUCUCGUCGUACUGCAAGCAGCUACACGACACAUCUCUCAAUACACCCGUCUGCACCAAUUCAGAUAAAACGCCAUGUCCAAACUUUGAAAACGCCACUACAGUUGCAGAAUUUGCUGCCAACGACCGAUUUCAAAUUGGUGGGUUUGUCGCGAAAAACCCGGGCCAGCAGCAUAUCGCCGUGGUUUUCAAGGGAACUGAUUCUGCCGGUGACAUUGCAACGGAUGCGGCCAUAGACCAGAUUGAUAGUGAUCUUUGUGAAGGAUGCAAAGUCCACAAAGGCUUCGGCCGCGCGUUUAAUGAGAUUCAAGGUCAGCUUGAGCAAACGAUCAAGACAGAAAAAGCAGUUCCGGGCCAAGAAAACUGGCGUCUUGUCGUAACUGGCCAUUCUCUCGGCGCCGGUGUAGCGACUAUAGCCGGCUCAUCUCUCCGCAAGCAAGGCAUGGCCCUCGACAUGUAUCUCUAUGGCUCGCCGCUGGUCGGCAACGACAAGUUUGCCAAAUUCGUGUCCUCGCAGGGGGGUGGCUUCACGGCGCGCAUCACAAACGCCAGAGAUCCCGUCACGGCGAUCCCCAAGAAUCCCCUCUCCCCAAAGACGUAUAAGCACAUUUCUCCCGAAUUCUGGUUCGCAGACGGCGUUGAGGGGCCGCAGGGGUUAUACACGACGAGCCGACAGGUGUGUAGUGGUGAAAAGGACUGCACGAGUGCGUCAUGUGCCAAGCUGUCCAAGGGAAUUUUACUCUCUGGUUGCAAUUUUACCGACCAUACAAGGUAUGCGGCCGACUUGAAGCCGUGCGAUGGACUGCAGGGCAGCACGCCCUUGGACAUUAUACCAGGGCUGAACGAUACUUUGGAGGCUGCCAAGGAGAAGAAGGAUAAAAAGAAGGACAAGAAGAAGGGCAAGUCUCGUGAGCGGAUAGUACACUUGGAGUAA
Molecule: messenger RNA, 1062 nt
Organism: Metarhizium robertsii ARSEF 23
Lineage: Eukaryota; Fungi; Ascomycota; Sordariomycetes; Hypocreales; Clavicipitaceae
Product: lipase precursor
Exons: 3
Coding region: 1-1062 (353 amino acids)
Biological process (GO): lipid metabolic process
Source: RefSeq, a predicted model, not a curated record